Messenger RNA from Fibroporia radiculosa, 753 nucleotides. RefSeq lists its product as uncharacterized. The record is from RefSeq and is a predicted model, not a curated record. The transcript has 6 exons. Bases 1 to 753 code for a protein of 250 amino acids. Gene Ontology annotation, biological process: negative regulation of fatty acid biosynthetic process. Lineage: Eukaryota; Fungi; Basidiomycota; Agaricomycetes; Polyporales; Fibroporiaceae. Gene Ontology annotation, cellular component: cytoplasm; Cul4-RING E3 ubiquitin ligase complex.
AUGCUCCACUACUACCCGACCAUAUAUUCAAUAUCGGACCCCCACCCGAUAGCUGUAUGCAGCGGUCGUUCACUUCCAGAUGGCUCCCCUGUCCCUCCAGGCGAACGAACGUAUACCAACUCAUGCACCAUCAAACACGGGUCCUUUGGAGGAGUCGGCGGCGAGCAAUAUUACUGCACAGGCUCUGACGAUUUUCGCACAUACCUAUGGAAAAUACCGCGUCUCGCUGCUCUGCUUGAGGGCAGGAGGGUCGUCGGCGCCAUGGACUGGAUUGGAGAGAAGAGUGUAGGGACGGUCGGGUUCACCUCAGGCGCGCUGCAGCCACGAUACGUGCCCACAGAGCUGUCUGUGCCUCUCUGUCGCCUUACAGGCCACCAGUCUAUCGUGAACACCGCCCUGAUGCACCCGCACCUCCUGCACGUCGUGACGUCCGGCAUCGAGCGCGACAUCCUCCUGCACAGCCCGACGCCCGUCUCGCCGUGCGCGACGGGUCUCGCGCGCACCCCCACUGACGUCCGCGCACUGCCCGAGGGCGACCGCCGGUCCCACCGACUGGUCCUGCAGGCUAUGGGACUGCUGCAUAUGCCGGAGCCGGAGAUGGACGACGAGGCAGAGUCGAUCGCGCUGUUCGACGAAAUUCUGCGGCGGGAGGGGGAGGGUGACGUCUUUGAAUUGCGACAUUGGCACAAUGACCUGGAGGAAGGCACGGAUACGGAUGAUGACAGCGUUUUGCGGAUGGACGUGGAUUCAUGA